Drosophila mauritiana is the source of this 626-nucleotide messenger RNA. RefSeq lists its product as uncharacterized. The coding region runs from base 16 to 552 and encodes 178 amino acids. Lineage: Eukaryota; Metazoa; Arthropoda; Insecta; Diptera; Drosophilidae. The transcript has a single exon. The record is from RefSeq and is a predicted model, not a curated record.
UUGGAAUCCUGCUAAAUGUCGUACUUACUCACGGAAAUCGCGCUGGAGAUGCUGGGCUACAAGUUCUACGACACCAAUGGCACAUUCCACCUCACCAACUUUCAAAACAACUCCACGCUCAGCGAAACGCAUCCCGAUGAGCCCUCGCUGCAGGAAUUCAUUGAGUAUACAAAUGAGGAGCCGAAGCAGGAGCCGCAACAGCAGGAACCGCACACGCAGGCUGUGCAGGAGGAGGCGUACCUGGAUGCCCCCACCAUACCCGAAUUACGCGUUGCACGGCGCACUCCGGCCAAGGCGCUGGCCAAGAUAAUGGACUACGAGAGCGAGAAGAUAGUCAACCAGAUCAACAGUCGUCUGGAGCGCUCAGUGUCACGUCGGGCGGCGGCUGACAGCCACGAGCAGCUGGCCGAGAUCAUCAACGAGGAGAGGAAGCUAAUUGAGGCGGAUGCCGAGGUAAUUCACGACUUUCGCGGGCUCGUGCAGAGCCGACUGCAGCGAUUGGACAAGCGGCUCUACGAAAAAUACGUACGCACCUUUGGGCCAGAAUAUUAAGCUGCCGUCAUUACUCUUAAAUUUAAUUUAGUUUAUAAGUUUAAUAAAUAAGUAACCGCUACAGGGUGCCUGCA